UACUUUGUAUUGAUCGUCAACCUUUAAGGAAUUAAUAAUGUAUACUAUUGAUUGAGCUGCUUUAAUAAUGUUAAGUCGAUUUUCGUAAGUUACUGAACGGAAAUAAUUUUCGUUCUCUGAUUAAAAGUCAAUGCUAUCAUUGAUAGUUAUUUACGUUUAUUUAUAUAUUUGGGCCUCGCUCUCACUGUCUCGUGUUAUCUGAAGCUCAAAAUGAUAUCUCAACAUAGGUCCGACAUUAAGAUUUUUUUUUUAUCAGGAUGGAAUCGCCGGACUUCCGCCCUCCACUGGAGAUGGCGGGAGGGGCAUGUUAAGACCUUAAGUCAUGAGGCUGAAGUAUUAACUGUAUUUUAGUAUUACUGUGAUCUUCGCCAGAAUGCAUGAUUACUUUAUGCCAGAAAUAGGCAGAUUCAUGUGCCUACCUAUACGAAUUCAAAACAAGCCCUAGUAAACUCAAAUUUACAAGUGUCCAAUUACUUACUACUCUUAUUACUCCUAACAUAUUAAUAUUGACAGACGCUCCUCGAGUAAUAAUUAUGUGCUUGAAAUUUUACAGGCGAUUACUCAUAUAAUCACGACGUUUAGGUUAUUAAAUUGAUUGACGAUUUAGUAGACACUAUUAUUAUCAUCAAUAGUCAGUAUUAAAUUUAAGUGUAACAACGUAAUUUUAGCUGUGAACAGUAAGUGGUCACGAAUAUUUAUGAUGGCUAAAAAAUAAAAGCAAUGGAGAAAUCACUACAAGGACAAGUCUUACAAAGAUGUUCGUGCAAUAAUUGCUUUAUACCACCAUGGGGAUUUACGGAUCUGGAGGAAGAGAAGCUAUACUCGGCUUACAUCCAAAGACAGAGACAGCGCGCUGUUCCCCGUUUGCUUGCUAUCGGAGUGCUGAUUCAAGUGUUCGCUGUACUAGUUCCCGGAGAACGUGAUUUAUCCGUGGCAUACUGUUCCGUUGUGAUAGCGUUGCUCUUGAACUUGUUGGUAGCCGCAGCCUAUAUUUGCAUACGGAAAGCUCGGCCAGCCCUCACGCAUAUAACAUGGCUGGCAUUAUGGCUCCAAUUACUAUUCAGUACUUCACGCAGACUCGGCGACUCUUAUAAUGAACUACUAGGAUGGGCUGUUGUCGUGCAAUAUUUUACUCUUGCAACAAUGCCUUUUCAUUACUUGCUGAUGGUAUUCUACAGCGCCGUUUCCCUGUCUACUUAUCUUUUGGUGCAGUAUUACAACGCUUUAACAGCAGAAAGUACAUUAGCCGAUGAUUUCCAUUUCCAGCAAAUUGCAAAUGGAACAUUAUUACUGGGAGCCACGUUCCUCGGCGGUACCGCUUAUGCAAUUAGUGAAAGAAACCAGAGAUGCUCUUUCCAGGAGACCAAGCGAAGUCUACGAGACAAAUUGACUAUUGAACAACAAAGCAAAGAACAGGAAAGGUUAUUACUAUCCGUACUUCCGGAGCAUGUAGCUGUCCAAAUGCGCAAGGAAUUAGGGCUUAUCGACACUCAAUUCAAAAAAAUUUAUAUGUCCCGACACGAGAACGUGAGUAUCCUGUAUGCAGAUAUCGUAGGCUUCACGGCUAUUUCGUCUACAUAUUCAGCGCAAGAUCUUGUUGCGAUAUUAAACGAGUUAUUUGCCCGUUUCGAUCGACUCGCCGAGAAAUAUCAACAGCUCCGAAUCAAAAUUCUGGGUGAUUGCUAUUAUUGCAUUAGCGGCGCACCGGUAGAAAGACCUGAUCAUGCCGUUCUCUGUGUGCACAUGGGCUUAUCUAUGGUUAAAGCUAUUAAAUACGUACAACAAAUCACAAACUCACCGGUGGAUAUGAGAGUGGGUAUACAUACAGGAGCGGUAUUGGCUGGCGUCCUGGGUCAGCGGCAGUGGCAGUUUGAUGUUUAUUCAAGAGAUGUGGAAUUGGCCAAUAAGAUGGAGAGUAGUGGAAUGGCUGGGCGCGUUCAUAUAUCGGAAGUUACUUUAAGUUUCUUGAACGAUGAGUUCGAAGUGGAACCCGCGCAUGGAGAGCGCCGCGAGGAGAUGCUGCGCCAGUCAGGCAUAAAAACUUACUUCAUUGUACGAGUUUUGAAACCGUACCAGGGAGGCGAAGAAAAGAUUGCGACGGUAAACGAAGCGCUUGGCGGAGAGCUCGCUGACACGCUAUCUGACCUCAGAGACGACGAUGAGGUCUCGGUUCUUUCACCACAAGACGAAGAAAAAGGAAACGAAGAAUCAAAGAUACUCUUGAUGUUGGAAGAGGAACUCGUUAAUAGAGAUGAUGAUAGGGAAUUGGCGGACGCAACAACAUUGUGCCUUACUUUCAAGGGUUCCGAGGCUGAGCAGGCCUUCGUGAACCGUAACGAUCCCUGUCCGCUGGCGCUCGCGGCUCCUCCGGUUCUGCUUCUACCGGCCGUGGUCGCAAUCGCUAGUUUUGCGGUUCCCCCUACUUGGGCAUUGAGUGCUGUUUACAUGGCACUUGUUUUGGAGACAGGCCUUAUAAACAUCAUCUAUUAUGUGCACUACAGAUACUCACAAUAUAAGAAAAGGGACAUCAACCCUCAGUGGAAGGUUACCUGUGGUAUUUUCAAUAUAUCCAUGUUCGUCGCGGCAAACGUUGCUCCUCUGCUCAUCUGCGGCAGUUUUGAGUCAAUGAUCGACAGUGGAAUUUCAGAUAAUUCGAUGUCACAUCUCAGCGUGAGACGCUGUCUUCACCCCUCAUAUUACUAUCACGUGGGUGCGGGCGCCGCGUGUGGUGCUUUGUGGGUGUCUCCGAUGGGGGGAUGGUCACGGUUCGUGUUCCUGGGAGCGCUGGCGUUGGCUCACGUGGUGCCGGCGGUGGUGCAUCCCGCGCUGCUCGCCUCGCGUCCGAGCCUCGACCGUGACCCAUUUCGCCUGCCGUUUAACGCCUCUAAAGAUUACGAUGAAGACUUGUUUAUGGCUCUUGCUCAAAUUCAUGGAGGCCGUAAUCUACUGCUUUUGUUCUUCAUUGUCGUUGCGAUACUAAUAUUGAAUAGAUACUUGGAGUCACUAGAGCGCGCCCGGCACUCCCGGGGCGAGCGCAUGCGCGGUCAAGCCGAGCAGGCGAGCGACCUGCGCCGUCGCAACCAGCAGCUCAUCCACAACGUGCUCCCGCCGCAUGUCGCCACGCACUUCAUGGGCGCACGACACCACCAUCGCGACCUCUACAGUCAAAGCUACGCCGAAGUCGGGGUUCUAUUUGCCUCGAUGCCCAAUUUUACAGAAUUUUACUCGGAGGAAACAGUUAACAAUCAAGGCCUAGAAUGUUUGCGGUUUCUGAACGAAGUUAUAUCAGAUUUCGAUUUACUGCUGGAAGACCCUAAAUAUAGUAAGGAUAUAAUAAAGAUAAAAACUAUUAGUUCCACAUACAUGGCAGCGUCCGGCCUAAAUCCUACAAGACAAAUGCAGCCAUCAGAUGGCGUGGUGGUGCGCUGGGCUCAUCUCGCUUGUUUGGUUGAGUUCGCCCUGGAAUUGCAACGUGUCCUCGCAGCAAUAAACGAACAAUCUUUCAAUCAUUUUGUACUUCGCAUGGGAGUCAACCACGGUCCUAUUACUGCUGGUGUGAUCGGCGCUCGGAAACCACAUUAUGACAUAUGGGGGAAUACAGUUAAUGUCGCUUCUCGAAUGGAGAGUACCGGAAAAGCUGGCUGCAUUCAGGUUACUGAGGAGACAUGCCAGAUCUUACAGAAGUUUGGUUACUACUUCGAGCAACGUGGUCUAGUUGCGGUCAAAGGCAAGGGCCAGCUAAUGACCUACUAUCUCCAGGGCAAACACGAUAAUCCGCCAGGCCAUAUGGACAAACCCAACGUCGAAGAAUCGGUGUCUGAUGCGAGUCCAGGAGAUGCCCUCCUGGCAAACGGUGAUGUUACGGGAUCUAGCGAGGAUGGUGCUCUUUCACGGAACGAAGCUGACCGUCCACUACUACAGUCUUAAGAUGACAUAAAUUUGACAUGAAUCAUGUUUUUCACAAACCUGCCUUUAAGUUAAGCAGGUGAAACAAAAAAGAAAACUUAACAGUUCCAUCAACAAAAUCAUAUAGAUUCCUUACUCCAAUUCAGUCGAAGUUGUAUUCAAAUUCUAAUAGUAUUGAUUACGUCAUUAAUUUUCGCGUUUUUCUACCUUUGUUCUCUAAGUCUUUGAUUUUUGUUAAAUGUGUUUCAUUCGGAAAGUUAAUGCAGUACUCUUCAUUUACGAUUUCAUUUUAAGCGAUUGUAUUUUAUUGACUUAUCUAAUAUGAAGUCAGCUUCACAUAUUUUAUCCCUAGUUUGUGCUGAGGCUUUGGGGAGGUCUAUGUCCAGCAGUCUACGUCUGUGGACUAAAAGAGAGACAAAGACGUAAUCGUAUAUUACGUGUAGGCGCUAGGACAUCUUGUGAGUGCGUACUGGUUGGUACCACCACUUUACCUAUUUCUGCCGUGAAGCAAU
This is a messenger RNA of Bombyx mandarina (wild silkworm), 4418 nucleotides long. It is a transcript of the gene Ac3, whose product is annotated as Adenylate cyclase 3. Gene Ontology annotation, molecular function: adenylate cyclase activity. The record is from RefSeq and is a predicted model, not a curated record. NCBI's taxonomy places the organism in Eukaryota, Metazoa, Arthropoda, Insecta, Lepidoptera, Bombycidae. Gene Ontology annotation, biological process: cAMP biosynthetic process; intracellular signal transduction; adenylate cyclase-activating G protein-coupled receptor signaling pathway. Gene Ontology annotation, cellular component: plasma membrane.